UCACACGUGAUGGAUAAAAGCGGAUAAGAAUAAAAGAGUUGUUCAUGUUUACGAAUAAUCUAAUUUUGCUCUUUUUACUCAUGUUAUUAUGCCAUUUAUGACAAAUACUUUUUUCUGGAUGAAUCGUGUCAAAAGUAUUGAAAAAAUUGCAAUAAUCCGUGCAAGAAAAAGAUUACAGUAUUAUAGAUUGUAACCUAUGUAUACAAGUAUAUAUAAAAACAAAGUAUAUUGUUAAUUCUUCCACCAACAAUGGAUAAGCGAAAUACUUUACUUGUCUAUUGUAUAUUUAUUAUUCUCCAGAGUAUUCAUGGGCUGCAUAGAAGUUUAAAAUACUAUGAAACAAUUCAUAGUACUCAUUUCCAACAUAAGAUUGUAAAACGAGGUAUUCAUCACAGUUAUAAUCCAUAUAAUAAAAUAAGUGAAAUGGAAUUUUAUUCACAUGGGCGUCAUUUUCGAUUAAUUUUAACACCUAGAAGAGAAGUUAUACAUUCCAAUUUUAAGGCAUAUGAAGUCAAUGCUGAUGGAAAGGAAAAAACUAUACAUUUAGAUCAUGACAAUUUUUAUCAUGGCCGAGUAUUUGGAGAAAUCGAGUCUCAUGCUCAAAUGCAUAUUGAUAAUGAAAUUUUAACUGGUACUAUAACAACUUUGGAUGAAACUUAUCAUAUUGAGCCAUCUUGGAGACAUCUCCCUCAUCUAGACAAUCAAACAAUGAUUAUUUAUAAAUCAUCUGAUGUUAAACUCAGUUGGGAACAUUACAAAGAUGGAGAAGGUCAUACACAUGGAGCUCCAAAGACCUGUGGUUACGUCAAAGAAAAUUUAAAUUAUACAUUAAAUGAUGAGGACGAUUUUGAGGAAGAUGAUACAAGAAAGAAUGACAACAGGGUGAAAAGGCAAACAGAAACUUAUGAUUAUGCACCGACUAAAACAAGAUGCCCAUUAUUACUGGUUGCCGAUUAUCGAUUUUAUCAAGAGAUGGGUGCCAGCAGUACAAAAACUACAAUUAAUUAUUUGAUAAGUUUGAUUGAUAGAGUACAUAAGAUUUAUAAUGAUACCUUAUGGAUGGAACAUAAAGAGGAAGAUGGUUUCAAAGGAAUGGGUUUUGUUAUUAAAAAGAUUGUUGUUCAUAGUGAACCGACACGAGUGAGAGGUGGCGAAACACAUUACAAUAUGAUUCGCGAGAAAUGGGAUGUCCGUACAUUGCUCGAGGUGUUCAGUCGAGAAUAUAGCCAUAAGGACUUUUGUUUGGCUCACCUAUUUACUGAUCUUAAGUUUGAAGGUGGUAUUCUUGGAUUGGCUUAUGUAGGAUCUCCUCGUAGAAAUUCAGUGGGUGGUAUAUGUACACCAGAAUAUUUCAAAAAUGGAUAUACAUUAUAUCUGAACUCAGGCCUAAGCUCCAGCAGAAAUCAUUACGGGCAGAGAGUAAUUACAAGAGAAGCCGAUUUGGUAACAGCACAUGAAUUUGGUCAUAAUUGGGGUUCUGAACAUGAUCCAGAUGUUUCGAGUUGCAGUCCAAGUGCAAGCCAAGGUGGAUCUUACUUGAUGUACACUUACAGUGUUAGUGGUUAUGAUGUAAACAACAAGAGAUUUUCGCCAUGCAGUUUAAGAUCUAUUAGGAAGGUCUUGCUAGCCAAAUCUGGACGUUGUUUCUCAGAGCCAGAAGAAUCGUUCUGCGGAAAUUUAAGGGUCGAAGGUGACGAGGAAUGUGAUGCAGGUCUCUUAGGAACGGAAGAUAAUGAUCCAUGUUGUGAUAAAAAUUGUAAACUUCGAAGUAAUCAAGGAGCGGUUUGUAGUGACAAAAAUUCGCCGUGCUGUCAAAGUUGCGCAUAUAUGCCUGCAAGCGUGAAAUGUCGCGAUGCGCAAUACGCGACUUGUGAACAAGAAUCACGUUGCACUGGGGCAUCCAGCGAAUGUCCAAGAUCUCCAGCCAUGAUGGAUGGUACUAGUUGUCUUGAACGUGGCCAAUGCCGCGGAGGCAAAUGUGUGCCAUACUGCGAGACUCAAAAUUUACAAAGUUGCAUGUGUGACACAAUUGGAGAUGCAUGUAAAAGAUGCUGCAGAAUGAGUUUGAACGAAACAUGUUUUCCAAUAGACCCACCAGAUAUUUUACCUGACGGAACACCAUGCAUUCAAGGUUUUUGCAAUCAGGGCGCGUGCGAGAAAACAAUUCAAGAUGUAGUAGAGCGAUUUUGGGACAUUAUUGAGGACAUAAAUAUCAAUAAAGUUAUGCGUUUUCUAAAGGAUAAUAUAGUCGGUGCUGUAAUAAUUAUUACUACUAUCAUAUGGAUACCAGCGAGUUGCGUUAUCAGUUAUAUCGAUCACAGACGUAUUAAAGAGAGCGAGAAGAAAUGGCGAUGGAAACAUACAGACGAACUUAUUCAUCCAGAUGAGCCAAGACAAGUAAUUUAUAUUGGCGGUCAGCGACAAAGAGUACAUGUUAUGCAUCAAUCCUAAAUUAUAAAUCUAGAUUGUUUGCAUUACAUUACGUAUUUUAUCUUCUAGUCAAGGAAAUUUAUAUAGAGAAUGUGAUAUUGAUCUAGAAUAACUGAGUAUAAAUAUUUUUUUUUUAAUAUUAUAUUAAUAACUUUUACAUAAUUACUGUGAAAUUUUAAAUGAGUUGUAAAUGAACAACAAAUGAUACAUUCCUAUAGCAGAAAGGAAUUAACUUUCUUUUAGUAUUACAUAACACACACACAUACACACAUAUACACAUAUUGGAUAUUAAUUUUUAAAGUAUCAUUUUCUACCUAAUACUUAUUAUUAUCGAAUUGCUACUUAAUUAGAAUAUCAUUAUCAUUGAAAAAAAUUUUUCUUUAUAAUAUGAUUAUGACUUAUUAUAUGAUU
Cataglyphis hispanica is the source of this 2841-nucleotide messenger RNA. RefSeq names its product ADAM 17-like protease (gene Tace). Lineage: Eukaryota; Metazoa; Arthropoda; Insecta; Hymenoptera; Formicidae. The coding region runs from base 250 to 2451 and encodes 733 amino acids. Gene Ontology annotation, cellular component: plasma membrane. Gene Ontology annotation, molecular function: metalloendopeptidase activity. The record is from RefSeq and is a predicted model, not a curated record. The transcript is spliced from 14 exons. Gene Ontology annotation, biological process: Notch signaling pathway; membrane protein ectodomain proteolysis.